AUGGGAAAUUGCCAAUGUCAAAAAUAUUUUGAUUCAGAAUAAGAAUCUUGCAACAAUAAUCUUUAGGAAAUAAUCUUAGAUAUUAAUAAGAAAUAGGAGAAGGCGUAGGAAUUGUUCAUUAAAAUUAAAACUUAGCGACAAGAAUCUUUCUCUUUGUUUGAUUAUGAGAAUUAGAAUCAAUAAAAGGAAUCAAUCAUAAAAGUACGUGGAUUUAUAUUAAUAAGAUUAGAGAAGGAGGCUAUUUAAUAAAAAAUAAUAACGAGUUGUAAUGGAUAGAUGAAAACGUUGAUUGGAAUAAGUGUGUGAUUAAAUAAGAGCAAAUACUUUUCAGAAUUGAAAAAAUAAAUGGAGUGUUUACGAUAAUAAAUCAAAAGGGAGAAUGUAAAUAACACUUAGAUGAGGACAAGCAAUAACUCACAACCAAAAACAUUGGAGACAAUAGAGAUUUUCAAUAAUCUGAGAACCUGGAUUAGUUUGAAGGGGAAGAAUUUGAAUAAUCAUCGGAAUUAAUAAAAAAAUUUGGUAAUCAAUAUUAAAAGUUGAGUCAAAGUUAGAAAACAAACCCUAAAGUAUUGGAGAAGGGAAGUAAGUUAUGGCUAGUAGUUAGAUCGAUCUAAUAAAAAUUUAAAAACCCUGGAAUAAAAUUAAAAUAAGGGGAUCUAUUAAAAUUUGGAAGAGUUAAAUUUAAAAUUAGGGAAAUUCAACUAAAUAAAAGAGAGUUAUUGUACAUAUUUAUAUAAUUUAUAACUUUAAGAUGUGAUUCGGAUUCUGGUGGAUUGAGUCAAUCUGAUAGUGUUCUAUGUAGAAUAUGUUGUAGUAGCUCUGAUAGUUUAUAGAAUCCAUUGAUUAACCCUUGUAAAUGUACUGGAUCGAUCAAAUAUAUCCAUCUGAAUUGUUUGAAGAAGUGGUUGAAAUUGAAAUUCUAAACUAAACACAGCAAUCAUUGUAUGAUCUACAUGUGGAAAGAUUUAGAAUGUGAAAUAUGUAAGUUUAAUUAUCCACCAAUUUUUAAAAGUAAUGAACAUCAUUUUGAUUUGAUUGAAUUGAGUAAACCAAUAGAUCAAAAUUAUGUGUUGAUGGAAAUCAUUCAGAAUCAUCGUUAAGUAAAUACUUUAAGGUAUCAUUAAGGAUGCAAGAAACAAUAAGUAAAUUCAAGAUUAGACAUGGGCUUAAUGUAAUGGAGUCUACAUAAUUACUUUUAAUAAUAAUGGAGAUGAUAAGGCUAUAAAAACUAAUUAGUUAUAGAUUGGAAGAGCCAAUGAAAUGGAUAUUAAAAUAAAUGAUAUUUCUGUAAGUAGAAAUCAUGGAAUUCUGAAAUUAAUUGAUGGAAAAUUGUAUUUAAUGGAUAAUAGAUCAAAAUUUGGAUCAUUGAUAUUAAUUUAACAAAAAGUUAUACCAUUAGUACAAGAAUUGAAUGGAAUUGAAAUUUAGCUUGGAAGAACCGUUGUCCAAUUCAAUUUUGGAAAAGAUGAAUUAAGUGAGCAAUCUACUCUAUAAGUGUUAGAUUCUGAAGAUUUUGAGUAAUUAUAUUAUCUUAUCAUAAGGAAAAUCAUUGGUCCAGAUCCAGAAGAUGAAGAUCUCCCUUAUUUUCUAUGA
Molecule: messenger RNA, 1596 nt
Organism: Paramecium octaurelia
Lineage: Eukaryota; Ciliophora; Oligohymenophorea; Peniculida; Parameciidae
Source: the annotation of a GenBank genome assembly